Durusdinium trenchii is the source of this 339-nucleotide messenger RNA. NCBI's taxonomy places the organism in Eukaryota, Dinophyceae, Suessiales, Symbiodiniaceae. The record is from the annotation of a GenBank genome assembly.
AUGUCCACGUUGGAGGGAGCUGCUAGAUAUAUGUAUGGUGCCUGGGCAGCGAAGGGCUUGCGAGCCACGUCCAUGGUUGCCGACAACACGGAGAACUUUCUCGAGGUGAGAUGUCACAAGGUCUUGAUCUGCGAUCCUCGGGAUCAGAUGAUCCUGGACCCUGCCGCUUUGCGAACCGAGGUCGCCUUGAAGGUCCUGGAGCGGCUUUCUCCAGAGGAGCGAAUCAAUGUAGAUGAUACCACCUUGAAGGCUUUUGAAGAGGCUUGGCGCUUCUUCGAUGUGCUUUUCUCUCUGCGAGAGGGUGAGGAGGACUAUCUGCUGACAAGUCACGCCAGUUAG